GGAAAAUAAAUGACCUAUACUGUGUGAUUACCUGUGGUGUGUCAUUGAUUUGAAGCACAUUCAUUGAGUGCUGAGGAGCAAGGGAGUCGGCUUUUUCCCCACCUUCAAAGAUCCUCUGUUGCCUGAUUGCGGGCACCCAGCUAGUUCUGAGGGGAUCAUUGGAGAGAUAACAGGUAAUCCGCAGAGCCAACCAGCAAUCAAGAGCAAAAGUCGGAUAACCCAGCCAAGAAGCGCGUGGUUUCCUUUCUUUCACUUCUGCGCAUUACUUCCUCCUCGCCCGAGGCAAGGGCGGGGCAAGACUCGAGCGCGGUCGUUGAUUGGACAAAACGAGAUCCUGUAGACCUAUCAAAGAGCGGAACUUGGGCGGGACUCAAGCGUGUACUUCUAGGAGCCGGCGCGGACCUGAGCCUGUCGCUAGGGGCCGAGAGGAGGAGCUUGGCGUGGCGGGAUGCGACCGCGACCGCCUUCUCCGCCACGCUGGGGGCGGGCUCCCGACCUAGAUCUCCCUGAGUCCAUCGGCUGCCUUCCAGACGUGUCAUCAUCACGGUCAAAUCUAAGUGAUAGGGCACCGGGAAAGGCCAAGCUCGCCUGCGCGGGGUGGAGAAAUCACACUAAUCCGGUUUCCUGCGUCCCAGCAGGUCCCGCUUGUCAUGGGGGAGGUGGAAAUCUCGGCCCGGGCCUACGUGAAGAUGUGCCUGCACGCGGCCCGGUACCCGCACGCUGCGGUCAAUGGACUAUUGCUGGCGCCAACGCCGCGGGCUGGAGAAUGUCUGUGCCUCACCGAUUGUGUGCCCCUUUUCCACAGCCACCUGGCCUUGUCCGUCAUGCUGGAGGUCGCCCUCAACCAGGUGGACGUGUGGGGCACACAGGCCGGUCUGGUGGUGGCUGGGUACUACCAUGCCAAUGCAGCUCUGGAUGACCAGAGCCCUGGGCCCCUGGCCUUGAAAAUUGCUGGGCGAAUUGCAGAAUUCUUUCCUGAUGCAGUACUUAUUAUGCCUCGAGUGCCUCCAGUCAUCGUCCUAGAGAACCAAGGUCUCCGCUGGGUCCCCAAGGACAAGAACUUAGUGAUGUGGAGGGACUGGGAAGAGUCACGGCAAAUGGUGGGAGCACUACUAGAGGGCCGGGCCCACCAACACCUUGUGGACUUUGACUGCCACCUUGAUGACAUCCGGCAGGAUUGGACCAACCAACAGCUGAACAUCCAAAUUACCCAGUGGGUUAGUUCCACAAAUGAAAAUGUCUGAGCUAGGACCAGAGGGUUCAGGAUCCAAUAAAGAGACUUGGGCUGGUGGGCAA
Molecule: messenger RNA, 1296 nt
Organism: Marmota flaviventris (yellow-bellied marmot)
Lineage: Eukaryota; Metazoa; Chordata; Mammalia; Rodentia; Sciuridae
Gene: Emc9
Product: ER membrane protein complex subunit 9
Cellular component (GO): EMC complex
Source: RefSeq, a predicted model, not a curated record